Messenger RNA from Racocetra persica, 316 nucleotides. The record is from the annotation of a GenBank genome assembly. NCBI's taxonomy places the organism in Eukaryota, Fungi, Glomeromycota, Glomeromycetes, Diversisporales, Gigasporaceae.
GCUCGAAUAAGAAAAACCCAAUUCGUAAAUCCAAAAGCUAACAAUCGUGUUUUUCAAAAUAUAAGUGGUGAACAAAAAAUAACAUUGGAGAUUUGGCAUCCAAUAUCUAUAACAUGUGAAGAGGCGGAUUUUCAAAAAACUGAAAGCUCUUUAACAAAAUCGCAACUUUCAUCUAUUAUUAACUCUUUAAUUCCUUCUUUAGGUGAUUCUGAUCGUUCACAUUUUCAAGGUUUAUCGAGUAAAUCUUGUAAUGAUUUAAUAAAUAUUCUUCGAGAGAUUAGAAGUGUAGUGGCCGAAAAUAGUAUUAAUAUUGGCA